UUCAGUAAAAUUUGUUAAACUUCACUUAACAUUUUCAACCAAAAAAAAAAUAAACUUCACCUAGCAUAACCUAAUCGCACCCCGGUUCCGAUUGCAUCUGAAUCAAUUCUGAGAAGCAUUGACGUUCAACAGGUUGCUUCGAAGUGAAGUCUGUAAUCAUGUCAAGCAAGUAUAUCAUUUCUGCUAUUCUUGGAUCAUUUGGAGUUGCAUGGGUUUGUGAUUAUUAUGUUUCAGAGAAGAAGCUAUUUGGAGGUAGUACCCCUGGCACUAUUACAAACAAUGAGUGGGCAGAAGAGACUGACAAAAAAUUGCAGGCAUGGCCUCGUACUGCCGGUCCACCAGUGGUCAUGAAUCCCAUAAGUCGCCAAAAUUUCAUUGUGAAGUCUCGCCCUGAGUAAUAAUUUUUGUUGAUUGAUUGUGAGUUAAUUGAUGCACCUUGUUCAUGGGAUAUGUUUCCAUAAAUGAUGAUAAUGUUUGAGGUAAAAGUCUUGCAGUUCAAUUAGUGUUUUGAUUUUUAAACAUGUGAAUGCUUACUUGCUAAAUAAAAUGUUAUUUAAGAAAUCAUGGAUUGAUUAAUGCAUAUUCAUGUAUUCAAAUUC
This is a messenger RNA of Glycine soja, 599 nucleotides long. RefSeq lists its product as uncharacterized. The record is from RefSeq and is a predicted model, not a curated record. Bases 159 to 398 code for a protein of 79 amino acids. Lineage: Eukaryota; Viridiplantae; Streptophyta; Magnoliopsida; Fabales; Fabaceae. The transcript is spliced from 4 exons.